AAAGACACAGUUCUUACAUGGACUGUAUGUUAAGCUGCGGUGGCCUUGUAGGUGCUGGUGUCAAGACAUUAGGUAAACAGGUCCAACAGCAGCUGUGCUAAAGGUCAUCAAGGCGGGUCACCAGGCUACAGGAAGAAGCUUUUAGCCACCCUUGCUGGGCCCUGGAGAUGGUGCUGUGAACCAGGCAGACUGACCUGGGGCGCCCUUGUCCCCCACUCUAGGGCCUCUGUCCACUGCUAGUCAUAUUAGGACUGAGAGCCUAGAGCUUCCUGAGAAAAAAAGUUGACUCUCCUCUUUCCCUUCCCUGACCCUCCCAGGCACUGUGACCUCAGCAGUUCCAAGGAUCCAGCCAGGGUGACUUAGUCCUUGAGGGCUGCCAUAACAGAACACCAUAGACUGGGUGGCUUGUAAACAACACAGAGUUAUUUCUCAUAGUUCUGGAGGCUGGAAAAUCCAAGAUCAAAUCAGUGGCAGAGUCAGUAGCUGGUGAAGGUCUGUUUCCUGUUCAAAGAUGGCUGUCUUCUCGCUGUGUCCUCACAUGGGAGAAAGAGGGAGGAGGAAGCAAGCUCUCUCUCAGUGUCUCUUCUUACAAGGGCACUAAUCCCAUUCAUAAGAGCUCCGCCCUCCUGACCUGAGCAUCUCCCAAAGGCCUCCACCCCCUGAUACCAUCACAUUGGGGGUUAGGUUGCAACAUACGAAUUUUGGAAAGACAUAACAUUUAGUCUAUGGCACUGGACGUUGCUUUAUGAAGAUCCGGGACCUCCUGACAGGAGCAGGAACUGAAGGUAGCUGAAGAGAGCCUCAAUCUGAGUGAGGAAACCCCCUCUGAGCACGUGAGGAAAGGGGAAGCCUGCCUUCUGGCUGAGCCAGCAGCAAUGCAGCAAUGCUAGACCACAGGAGUGUCCUGCCACACCCAGGGACAGAAGGGCCUGAUGCAGUGUGGUGUGGUGGCCAUGAGCAGGGGUUUGGGUCCUGGUUCUGGCUUUGGCUCUUGGCUCUGCCACAUCCUGGCUGGGUGGCCCUGGCAAGUCACUUCCCUGGUUCCUCAGAUAUGUCAGUCGCUCCUACUUCAUAGAGUUGAAGUAAAGAUAAAAUGCAUAAACGCAUGCAGGGUACAUAGCACAGAGCUGUCAAAGAGCUCGGUAAUCGGGCUGUGAUGAUCCUCGCCUGGUAGAGGUGACAACAGCGGGCCCCACUUUCCCUUCUCUUGGGUCGUCACACAAGCAGUGGCUGCUCUCGUCACUGUGGAGGGUGCCUGGGCGCCGGGAGAGGCAUCCCUGUCCGGCUGUGCCAUCAGCCACCUUUGGGCUUUGGCAGUGGUGAGAAUGGGGAACUGGUUCUGCACUCCUUGCCAGAAGGUACCCCACACAGGUGAGCUCCUGACAGAAUAUGUCUUGAGCACACCAAGCUUGAAUUCCAGCCUCUGCCCUCCCCGGGGAUUCACCUGGUCCUUAUCCUCCACCUGCCUCAGCUGACCUGUUGACAGAAGAAACGUCCAAACCUGUAGAGAAGUUUUAUGAGUUUAUUCGAGCCAAACUGAUGACAUUUGCCAAGGAGCAAGAUCUCAAAUAGUCCUCACCUACCUCAGCGCACCAGCGCGCGCCCACCCUCCCUCCACAGCCAUGGUCUGGAAGAAACUGGGCUCCAGCAACUUCUCCAGCUGCCCCAAUGGCUCCCGCCAGUGGAUAUGGGACGUGUUUGGUGAAUGUGCCCAGGACGGCUGGGACGAGGCCAGCGUGGGCCUGGGCUUGAUCUCCAUUCUCUGCUUCGCUGCGUCCACCUUCCCCCAGUAUAUUAAGGCCUGCAAGACAGGCAACAUGGACCAGGCCCUGUCCCUGUGGUUCCUGCUGGGCUGGAUUGGUGGAGACUCCUGCAACCUCAUUGGCUCUUUCCUUGCUGACCAGCUGCCCCUGCAGUUCUUCCAGGUAGGAACCGUGAUUCCCCCUUUCCAGACCUACACAGCAGUGUAUUACGUCUUGGCAGACCUGGUGAUGCUGUCGCUGUACUUUCAUUACAAGUUUAAAAAACGUCCCUCUCUGUUGUCUGCCCCCAUCAAUUCCGUGCUCUUGUUCACCUUGGGACUGGCAUGUACCACCCCGCUGCUGAGCAGAGCUGGCUCUAUGGCUGCCCCAGGGGAGGUCUUCCGGGGACGGAAGCUCCUGACUGUGGAGCCAGGCAAUAAGCCCUUCACUCGGCAGGAAAUCAUUGGUUUUGUCAUCGGCUCUGUCUCCAGCUUUCUGUACCUGUUCUCCCGGCUGCCUCAGAUCCACACCAACUUCCUGCGGAAGUCCACCCAGGGGAUCUCCUACUCGCUGUUCGCCUUGGUGAUGCUGGGGAACACGCUGUACGGGCUGAGUGUGCUGCUCAAAAACCCCGAGGUAGGCCAGAGCGAGGGCAGCUACCUGCUGCACCACCUGCCCUGGCUCGUGGGCAGCCUGGGCGUGCUGCUGCUCGACGCCAUCAUCUCCAUCCAGUUCCUGGUGUACAGGAACAGCUCCACCUCCUCAGAGCACCAGCCACUCCUCCCAGGCUGACCAGGACCCAGGCCAAGCCCAGAUGACCAGGACCUCCAGACGCCACAGCAGGAAGGGAGAAGUGUGGGCAGUCACGGUGCUGCCGACCCUGGACCAGGCCACGGAAGAAGUCAGGGUGGAGGGCCUAGAACUCCCGGCCCAGCUGCCUGCCCGCACACCUCCAAAACCUCCUGGGCUGACUCUUCCAAAACCUCCUGGGCUGACUCUUCCAGAAGCCCUGACUGACUCUUCCAGUAGCAAGACGGCCCCUGGGGCCAGCCUCCCUCCCCGCCCACCACCACCACCACCUUGGGACUCACCCCCCCAGGGUCUGAGGCGGCGCCCCCUGGGAGCCUUGAGGGAGGGGCUGCAGCUGGGACCUCGUCCUUGGCUCACCUACCUCAUCCUGCUGCUCACCUGCAGCCCAGUGUACCGGGGACUGUCCUGUUGGUUGCAGCCAGUCUAGUAAAUGGUACCUCCCAGCAAUGCCUGAUCUGUUGCUCCUUCCCAAGGUGUUGGGGGUCUGAGCUGCAGUGGGUGGGGAUCUGAGCUCCACCUUCCAGGGCCCAGGUGGGGACCUAAAGGGUCCGGCUGUGGGAGAGCUGAGCAAGAGGGGACCUGGUCUGCCAGCCCGCCUCCCAGGUGCUUUUGAUUUCUUCACCCUGCUUCUGUGACAGGCUCCACACCUGGUGGCGAGGACACAGCGGUGAGAAUGACACUCCAACAGGGUCCCUGCACCUUGGUGCUCAGGAAGCAGCAGAAUGGUUAAGGUUCAGAUCUUGGUUCUGCAUCUUAGCUUCUCUGUGCCUCAGUUCCCUUACCUGUGAAAUGCGAUGGAUGACUAUUACCAUGUCGUAUAUCCUUAGAAGAUGGUGUCAUUACUGAGGUGAGCCCCAAAGUCUGGCAUGUAGUAAGAGCUCAAUAAAGGUUAGCUUUGA
This is a messenger RNA of Hipposideros armiger (great roundleaf bat), 3451 nucleotides long. RefSeq names its product solute carrier family 66 member 1 (gene SLC66A1). The record is from RefSeq and is a predicted model, not a curated record. Gene Ontology annotation, molecular function: L-lysine transmembrane transporter activity. The transcript has 9 exons. Lineage: Eukaryota; Metazoa; Chordata; Mammalia; Chiroptera; Hipposideridae. The coding region runs from base 1623 to 2534 and encodes 303 amino acids. Gene Ontology annotation, cellular component: lysosomal membrane.